Cornus florida is the source of this 775-nucleotide messenger RNA. Its product is annotated as 14 kDa proline-rich protein DC2.15-like. NCBI's taxonomy places the organism in Eukaryota, Viridiplantae, Streptophyta, Magnoliopsida, Cornales, Cornaceae. The transcript is spliced from 2 exons. The record is from RefSeq and is a predicted model, not a curated record. The coding region runs from base 1 to 534 and encodes 177 amino acids.
AUGGACCCUUUGAAAGCUGGUGCUGCUCCCACUUCACCAUUUCCAUAUCACCAAACACACCCUCUAAACACAAAGUUUCACACACCACAAGUGUUUUUGCGUCUAGCUAGCUUUGAAGCAAUGACAUCAACUACACUUUUUCUCAUACUCAACCUCCUCUUCUUCACUUUGGUGAGCUCAACCUAUGUCCCAUGCCCACCACCACCAAAGAGUCCCAAGCACCCCCACCCCAAGCCCCCAAAGAGCCCACCGGCAGUACCGGCACCGGCUAAGGCCACUUGCCCUAAGGACACACUCAAGUUGGGUGUGUGCGCCAACUUGUUGAAUGAUUUGGUGCACCUUGUGGUUGGAACCCCACCCAAGACUCCAUGCUGCAGCCUCAUUGAGGGUCUUGCUGAUCUCGAGGCCGCAGUGUGCCUUUGCACCGCCAUUAAAGCUAACAUCCUCGGAAUCAACCUCAACGUUCCGGUUUCGUUGAGCUUGCUGCUCAACUACUGUGGAAAGAAGGUCCCAAGUGGCUUCCAAUGUGCUUAGAGUUGAUCACUCUAUGUUCCACAAUUUCUCUACUUCAUAAGCUUUUCUUUCUCUUUUCUUUCUUGGUGUGUUUGGUAUUUGGAUUAUUAUUGUUUGAAGCACUUAUAAUUAGUGCAUGUCAUUGCUGUUUUUAUUAAUGUUGUUUGGCCAAAACUGUUGAUUUCAAGAAGGCUAUAUAUGAUCAUUUUCUUUCUCAUAUAUACUAUUUUCUAUAUUCUAGCAAUAAAGGUCUUUUAACAAA